Molecule: messenger RNA, 1392 nt
Organism: Colletotrichum karsti
Lineage: Eukaryota; Fungi; Ascomycota; Sordariomycetes; Glomerellales; Glomerellaceae
Product: pre-mRNA-splicing factor
Exons: 1
Coding region: 1-1392 (463 amino acids)
Biological process (GO): mRNA splicing, via spliceosome
Cellular component (GO): spliceosomal complex
Molecular function (GO): pre-mRNA 3'-splice site binding
Source: RefSeq, a predicted model, not a curated record
AUGCCACCACCGCCGCCACCUCGGAAGCCAGACCCUAAGGCGUCCGGCGCUGCAUCGAAGGAGGAGAACAUUUACAUCCCCUCCUUCAUCAGUAAGCGACCGUUUUACGCAGGCGAGGAAGGCGAUGACCAGACCGACUAUCUCGAGCAUCAACGUCUCCAAAAGAAGAACGAAAAAUCGCAAUGGUACGAUCGCGGGAGGAAAGCUGGCCCGGCCGCGACUAAGUACCGCAAGGGCGCGUGCGAGAACUGCGGCGCGAUGACACACAAGGCGAAAGACUGCUUGAGCCGACCGAGGGCAAAGGGCGCAAAGUGGACCGGCAAAGAUAUCCAAGCGGACGAGGUUAUCCAGGACGUUAAGCUGGGCUGGGAUGCCAAGCGGGAUCGCUGGAACGGAUACGACCCCAAGGAAUACCGCAACGUGGUAGAGGAGUACAACGAGAUGGAGGCGUUGCGGAAGAAGGCCCUCAAGAAUGGUGAAAACGAGGAUGAGCAGGACGAAGGCGACAAGUACGCCGAAGAAAACGAUAUGAGCAAGCACCAGAGUACAGCCACGCGCCAGCUCAGAAUACGAGAAGACACCGCCAAGUAUCUUGUCAAUCUGGAUUUGGACUCAGCCAAAUACGAUCCAAAGACCCGAUCUUUGGUGGAUGGUGGCGCAACAGCGGACAAGGCAGCAGACCUUUUCGCAGAGGACGGAUUCAUGCGAGCUUCAGGGGACGCAGGAGAGUUUGAGCAGGCCCAACGAUACGCCUGGGAAGCGCAGGAGAAGAGCGGCAACACAACACAGCAUCUUCAGGCAAAUCCCACCGCAGGAGAGUUCUACCGCAAGAAGGAGAAGGAAGAAGCCGAGAAGAAGCGCGCCGAGAAAGAGAGGAAGCUCAAGGAGAUGUACGGCGAUACAUCGCAGUACACCAUGCCCGAGGACAUGAAGAAUCUCAUGACGGAGUCGGAACAGUACGUGGAGUACGAUGAGAGCGGCCUCAUCAAGGGCGCCCCCAAAAUCAUCGCCAAGUCCAAGUACCCCGAGGAUGUCUACAUUCACAACCACACGUCUAUCUGGGGCAGUUGGUGGCACAACUUCCAAUGGGGCUACGCCUGCUGUCACUCGAAGGUCAAGAACAGCUACUGCACAGGCGAGGAGGGCAAGUUGGCCUGGGAAGCAUCAGAGAAACAACGCACUGGUGUAGGUCUGCCCGAAUUGGAGGAGGCUCCUGAGCCCGCCAGAGAGGAAGACAAACAGGACAUCAUACCCGACAAAGCUGCGAAGAAGCGCACAGUGGAGGAAAUGAUGGGAGGGGUCUCAGAAGCAGAGAUGGAAGAGUACAGGAGAAAGCGUACGGCGGCGAACGAUCCGAUGGCAAAGUUCCUGGGAAAGGAUGAAUUGGUCUAG